AUGGGCGCGUCCAUACACAUUUUGGGAGAGGAACACUACAAGCUAAAUCAAGCAUAUGCUCGUUCAAAGCUUGCUCAAGAGAUCCUUCAUCUAGAGAUACAGAAGAUCGGUCUACGAAUGCAAGAAUUAUACCAUCGAGUGCAAGAGGUAGGCAAGGAUCCAGAAAUGGAACUAUGCGUUCAUAACUACGCAAACUUGGCAGAAAAGCGUCAGCGCUCGAUUUGCCUAUAUCAGGUGUUGACUGAACAGUGCAACCGCCUCAAUAUGCAAUUGCAGCAACUGUGUCUUGGAUGCUCACCACUCGUUACGCCACUGCCACUGUCAUCGUUACCUACUUUCAACCAGCCUCUCACGACCGACGACACAUCAGUAGAUGAAUUCGCACCUGCGUUUCCCAACACCUCCUAUUUGGUGUUUGAGUGUCUCAAUCUGGCUAGCACUGCUUCAAUGAAAUCACCUGUGAUCCUCAGCAGCGAUGGUCCUGCCGUAUUUGAUUUUUCUUCGUGUUCUGAUGAAACAAGAGAUAUCGCUGUCAAGUCUCUGUCUGCUACCUUGACCGAAGCUGCGCCAAAAUACGCUGGAGGCCAGCUUGUGCAAUGGCAGCCCGGUGUUCAUGAAGCAACCCAAGCUAUGCCUUCCGCGCUCCAAGCACAUACUGCAAACUUGGUUCCCAAAGUGGCCAUAGCACCAACAUGGCAACCACUGGAGAAAAGGCGCAAGCUAUGCCCCGAAUGCACUUUGCCACGAUGCGACGGCUCUUCUACGCGAUGUUGGCUCUGGCAGCUCCUAGACCAUAUACCUGGGCCUGUCAUUGUGAAGGCAUCUGACGUGAAGGGCAACUGGUUCCUCUUGAAGACGUGGAGGUUGUAUCGCGACUUGAAGCGAGAGGUUGCUGCUAAUCGACUGGCAAUACCUUGUAAUCCUCCUAGGAUCCAUGCUCUUGAAAGCUUACUGCAAAAAGCUGAUAUUCUCAUCAAAGGUUGUCAUCUGAGGGGCUACGUUGAUAGACCACUAUCAUCAAUUUUGCAUGAUCCGAUUCUUCGGCGUCUUCGGCUGGUUCCUCCAAAGACUCAAUCUGUUCAAUGA
Messenger RNA from Protomyces lactucae-debilis, 1086 nucleotides. RefSeq lists its product as uncharacterized. The record is from RefSeq and is a predicted model, not a curated record. Lineage: Eukaryota; Fungi; Ascomycota; Taphrinomycetes; Taphrinales; Protomycetaceae. The transcript has a single exon. The coding region runs from base 1 to 1086 and encodes 361 amino acids.